GGUCCCAUGGUAAACAUUUUCCAUUUUUGUUCCCUGUAUCAAAGCUUCUCUUAGUCUCACAAACUCAGUCUCUGCAAAGAUCAAAGCUUUAGAUCUGAAGAAAAAAAAAAACCCCAGAAAUAUUUGCUUAAACGAAGAUCUGGGUGUUUAUGUCAUUUAGUCGGGUAAAGUGAUGUUUCUGGCAGGUCAAUAAGGCUAGGUUGAAGUGCUAGAGUAAAUGGAGGUAACGGAUUCACAAAAUCCUCUUCUAGGAGAAACCACUUGUGGUUCUUUACUGCAGAAAUUGCAGGAAAUUUGGGAUGAAGUCGGUGAAAGUGAUGAGGAGAGAGACAAGAUGCUUCUUCUGAUAGAGCAAGAGUGCUUGGAUGUAUACAAGAGGAAGGUUGAGCAGGCUGUAAAGUCAAGAACACAACUUCUUCAGGCCUUGUCAGAUGCCAAACUUGAACUUUCUACCCUUGUAUCAGCUCUUGGAGACAAAAGUUUUGUUGGCAUUCCAGAGAAACCACCAGGAACAAUCAAGGAACAACUUAGAGCUAUAGCACCGGCGCUUGAACAGCUAUGGAAACAGAAAGAGGAGAGAGUUAAGGAGUUUUCUGAUGUACAGUCACAGAUUCAGAAGAUAUGUGGAGAAAUUACUGGGAAUGCCGGUGAGCAGACAGGUGCUCCUGCGGUGGAUGAGUCUGACUUGUCCCUGAAGAAGUUGGAUGAAUAUCAGUUAAAGCUCCAAGAACUUCAAAAAGAGAAGAGUGACCGGCUGCAUAAAGUCCUUGAAUUUGUCAGCUCUGUGCAUGAUCUCUGUGCUGUCCUCAGAAUGGACUUCUUUAGUACUGUAACCGAAGUACAUCCAAGCUUAGAUGACUCUACAGGUGUGCAGUCAAAAAGCAUCAGCAAUGACACACUAUUGAGGUUGGCCAAGACAGUCUCAGCUUUAAAUGAAGAUAAGAAGCAGAGGCUUCAUAAGCUUCAAGAGUUGGUGACUCAGCUAAUUGAUCUUUGGAAUUUGAUGGACACUCCUGAAGAGGAAAGACGAUUAUUCGACCAUGUUACCUGCAAUAUCUCUUCAUCUGUUGAUGAGGUGACUGUUCCUGGUGCUCUUGCUCUGGAUUUGAUUGAGCAGGCGGAGGUGGAAGUCGAAAGGCUUGAUCAGCUAAAGUCAAGCAGGAUGAAGGAACUUGCUUUCAAAAGGCAAGUGGAGCUUGAGGAGAUUUUUGCACGUGCUCAUAUAGAGAUAGAUCCAGAGGCUGCUAGGGAGAAAAUUAUGGCUGUGAUUGAUUCUGGGAAUGUUGAGCCUGCUGAGUUGCUAGCUGACAUGGAUAAUCAGAUAGCAAAAGCAAAAGAAGAAGCUCUUACCAGAAAAGAAAUAUUGGACAGGGUUGAAAAAUGGAUGUCAGCUUGUGAAGAAGAAAGUUGGCUUGAAGACUACAAUCGGGAUGAGAACAGGUACAAUGCAAGCAGGGGUGCACACUUAAAUCUCAAGCGUGCUGAGAAAGUUCGAAUUCUGGUCAACAAAAUUCCAGGUAUGGUUGACACUUUGGUUGCAAAAACUCGGGCUUGGGAAGAAGAUCAUGGCAUAUCAUUUACAUAUGAUAGUGUUCCCCUCCUUGCCAUGCUAGAUGAAUAUGCCAUGCUCAGACAAGAAAGAGAAGAAGAGAAGAGGAGGCUUAGGGAUCAGAAGAAGUUCGGUGAGCUGCAAAACACAGAACAAGAAGCCAUUUUCAGUUCUAGGCCAAGCCCCGCUCGACCAUCUGGUACAAAGAAGGUGGUUGGUCCUCGAGCAAAUGGAGGAGCCAAUGGAACCCAUAGCAGACGGUUGUCUCUAAAUGCUAAUCAAAAUGGAAGCAGAUCUGCUGCUAAAGAUGGGAAGAGGGAUAGUAUGAGGUUGGCAGCUCCUGUGAACUACGUUGCCAUAUCAAAAGAGGAUCCUGCCUCCCAUGUUUCCGGAACUGAUCCAGUUCCACCGUCACCCUAAUAAUAAACGAGAAAUUUUACACCCCCGUCAUGUUACUAGUGUUAUUGCCAUAUGUUUAGUAUAUCGGUUAGAAACCAAGAGCUGUUGUAGGGAUAUAGUCUAUGACUGGAGAGUAUACUGUUAUUAGCCGUGUAAUAUUGUGAUAUUUGGCUUCCGGAAGCUGGUUUUUGAUUCAUGUUGUUUUCUUUGCAUUAGUCAGAUCUGCUAUUAAAUUUUCUCCAGGGAAAAAAAAAGAAAAAAAAAUUGUUCUGGCAACUAGGGACAAGGUUCCAUAUUGAUCAUUGGCUUCUUACCUAUGAUUGGGGUACAUGAUCUGACAAAAUAGAGUUGUCAUUCAUAUAUCUGUUUUCACAAUUUUUUUGGGGUUUCAUUAUUUUAUUAAGUCUGUUUAUUUUUAAUUAGGUAUGAUCUAGGAAUCGGGAAAAAAGAUUAGUGCAGGGGAGUUAUUAGCUGAUUUGACACGAGCUGCCCAAAACGCAUGGAGAUAAACAUGAAUAUUACUCUUAUGAUUCAAAUCAAUCCUAUUAAAGAAAAUGAAUAGGAAAAGGAAUGAAGGGUUUGUCUCAUCUGGUUUAAUUGACAACUUUGUGGGCUGCUUGGGUUGGCUCUCUUGCCUUCAUCACCAUAUUAACAAAGAAAGUUUGUCUGCAUGGGAAGGUGGAUAAGCCAAGGGAGUGUUUCCUCACUUGUCUGUUUAUUAAAAGUAUUUAAGAUGAGCUGCAACGGUAUUCAAAAUGACAGUUAUGCCCAUGGAAAUAUGGGAUCAAAUGAUAAUAGUGAGAGGCUUUUAGUCAUUUAGUAAGGAAAUCAGAUUCAGAUUCUGAAUUCCAAAAGUGU
This is a messenger RNA of Durio zibethinus, 2806 nucleotides long. RefSeq names its product 65-kDa microtubule-associated protein 1-like. Gene Ontology annotation, biological process: microtubule cytoskeleton organization; cytokinesis by cell plate formation. Gene Ontology annotation, molecular function: microtubule binding. Lineage: Eukaryota; Viridiplantae; Streptophyta; Magnoliopsida; Malvales; Malvaceae. The record is from RefSeq and is a predicted model, not a curated record. Gene Ontology annotation, cellular component: spindle; cytoplasm.